GCGGUUACCGCUUCCUGUUCAUAUUAUUGGUUACUGUUCUUGACAUAUGCCUAAUACCACCAUAAACUGAAAAGAUAGCAUUUAACGCUGUCAGUGUUUAGUUAGAGAAAGAGAGAGGGUGAAUUUAUUACCGCCUCAGACUGAGAGCAACAUGAAUUGGGUCGGAGGAUCCCGGAGCAGGUAUGUGAAAAACAAAGAAGACUCAAUAAAACAGAGAGCAUUUUUUCAAAAGCAAAGGAUGAAGAGAAAGUCAAAUAUUAUGGACUCAACCCAAGGACAAAACUCUGGCAAUAUGGAUCUGCUGACAUUAUUCAUAGUCAACCAGAUUGCGUCAAAGAAAGAGCAAACCGGCAAACCAAAAAUAAACCGUUUGAUUGGUGCAAAAAGAACCAAAAAAGCUUUGAACGAACCCUUAGAGUUACCAAUGAGCCCUUGCUCUCCUUCAAAGCUGAACCUAGUCGCCAGUCAGCCACAGUACAGUGUAGACACACCUGGUUUCAAAAUCAGAAAACAUCGCCUUUCUGAAGAAUUUAAGUUCAAGCCACUGUCUCCUGUGCUUGAAUCUAACCUGUCCGAUAUCAGUGGCUCAGAAAAUCAACAGCAACCAUCCUCAACUUCUGCUGACUCCUCAGAUCCAAUCCAACCGAAACCCACACCACAUGUACCCUCCCCCCUGCCAUCCAGGGACAAUCCUGAUAAUAUGAAGAAGAAUACUCCUCAGUAUGUGUCAUUCUCUCAACCAGCAAAGCUGAAUAAUCCAUGGAAAGUUGCAUCUAAUGAAGCUCCUGAUCAAGAUCCGCCACACAAUAGCUUAGUGGUUGGAACUCAGUUUGAGAGCACACUACCAAACCCAGAGAUGGGAGAGCAUUCAGUGACCUCAGUUUUGUAUCCACUGAGCAGUGAACAACCGGAGGAGCCACUGUUCAUAGAUUUCAAGAGCAUAGAUUGUGAAGUGCUUGCCUCAAUGAGUUCUUGUGACAGAUCACAAAACAUGGACAAUGAUGGCCACUUUUCAACACAGGAAUUUGUAUCUACCAACUGCAACACAUGUGCUGACGGUAGAAAUGUCUUUGUGCAUGUUUGUGAAUCUCCCAGAAGAGUUUAUCUCGGCCAAGAGGACGUAAGACAAAAACUGUACUCCUGUAAUUUGAAUAAUCUUAAUCACCAUAACAAUGAAAAUGGAUUCUAUAAUCUCUGCUGGUAUAUGGUGCAUGAAAAACGUAAUGAACACACUGAAUGUAAUGAAAAUGACCAGCUUUGUUCCUUAAAGUAUUUCAGUGAAUACAUAUUUCAUUUGAUUCACUGAAAAGAUUAGUUUAUAUAUGUAGUCUCUACAUUGUUAAAAUAAUAGUUAGAUAAUGUUUUUGCUUUGUUAACCUAUUAACCUAUCAACCAUAAGUGUUUUUUUUUUUUUUUUUGGAUGAAAUAUGACUUGGACAUGUUUUUGUGAAAUUUACCCAUCAAAUUAUUUCUUUAUGACCAUGAAAUUCUCUCUUAAUGGACAGGAAGAAAACAUUGACUUGCACCAUGCUGAAGAUUCUUUCAUGGCAAAGCACUGUUGCUUAUCUGUGAACAAUUUAACAGAAACACCUUCACAAACUCCAUCCUGCAAACAUGAUGCAAAAUCUUACUGUGAUUGUCAAAGUGAGGUAAAAUCCAGAGUUUCGGACAGUCUGAGACAAGUGAACCAUGGACAGAAACACAAGGAAAAUCAGUUUGUUCCUUCUCAUCUCCAGACUAAAGCACAAAGGCGUGAUGGGAAUCCUCCAAUAACCUUGGAUGCCGGGACACAAACAGAUGCUUUAUCUUACUGUGAUGUCUCAGUUCAGUGUUUGCUUAUUCAUCCCAGCAACUCUGUGUCUUUCCCCACUGUUGAUCACAAAACUAACGUCCUUACCACAAGGCGGCUGUCUUCUAAUUUUAAUCAGAUGCUCAAACCAACUACACUUAGUUCUCCAAAGGAUGGCCACAAAAGAACAGGAAAUAGGCCCUCAGAGGCAUCAGCAACAAACCAGCAGGCACAGAGACAUCCAGAAUCACAAACGGGCAUCUCCUUCCGCAAACUUCGUAGUCAGAAGAGCAUGAAA
This is a messenger RNA of Ctenopharyngodon idella (grass carp), 2087 nucleotides long. RefSeq lists its product as uncharacterized. The record is from RefSeq and is a predicted model, not a curated record. NCBI's taxonomy places the organism in Eukaryota, Metazoa, Chordata, Actinopteri, Cypriniformes, Xenocyprididae. The coding region runs from base 152 to 1306 and encodes 384 amino acids. The transcript is spliced from 11 exons.